GAAACCCUACUCACAGUCCCUACACAGUACCCACGCAGUGACACACACUGUCUCUCUCUUCUACCUAAAGCUACUUCAUCAUUACUUCUUCUUCUUUAACGAUUCAGACACACACUCUCGAGUUGUUUCGUCUUCUUCUUGCUCCUCUUCUUCACUCUGUCUUUGAACCAGCAAAUUAAUCUCCUCUUUCUUCUUCAAAAUGGCAGCACCAUCAGUACCGCCGAUUGCCAAGACUUGGGUCUUGAAAGUCUCCAUUCACUGCGAAGGCUGCAAAAGGAAAGUCCAGAAAGUGCUUCAAACAGUUGCAGGAGUUUCUACUAUAAAUAUCGAGACCAAGCUGCAAAAAGUCACAGUAACCGGCAACGUAGAAGCGGGUACUCUGAUCCAGAAACUGAUCGAGUCCGGUAAACAUGCCGAGUUAUGGCCGGAACCGGCUGAGAAGAAAGAGAAGAAGCCAAGCAAACCGAAGAAGAAAGAGAAGCAGAUCGAUCCAGGAAAAUCCGCUCAAGAAGGUGGGCAUGGCGGCGCCGACGUAAACGAACAAGAGCUGAAAGGAGAACCAGCCCAAUUAGACCCCGCCAAAACUGACCAAACCAGUAAAAGCCCGUCUAAACCAAGCGAAGAUGGCAACGGUAGCGCCGCGAAACGUUCUGACGGCGGACCAGUGGCGAAGUCGAAGUCCGAGGAGAAGAAACCGGGGGCGUGUCCUCCGGGUAACUCCGCCGCGGCGCCGGCGACUAAUGGCGGUGCAGGGAAUAAUAAUAGUGGGGAUGAAGGUAAAAAGGAGAACAUGGAAGGGCAAAAGAGGGAAAUUAAGGGCGAAUCAUCAAGUGCGGUGCCACCUGGAACUGCAAGAUCGGAUAAUCAUGACGGUGGACCACCGCCAGCUAAUCUCAGCCAUCCACGUCAUCAGGAGCAUCAUGAUUUCCCUCCUCCUUACCAGGGUCCUCCACCUACUUACGCCGUAAAUUUAAGUUACAAUACAUCUCAUCCCGCUGGUAGCAGUACGACGUCGUACUUCUCCCCGCCGCAGAUGCAGUCGUACGGUUAUAUGUAUCCACAGGGCCCGGAAAUACGGUAUCCGCCGUCGGGUUUGGAGUCGUACGGUUAUAUGUAUUCACAGGGCCCGGAAAUACGGUAUCCGCCGUCGGAUUUGGAGUCGUACGGUUAUAUGUAUCCACAGGGCCCGGAAAUACGAUCCCCGCCGUUGGAUUCGUUCGAGAUGUUUAGUGAUGAGAACCCUAAUGGGUGCGCUAUUAUGUGACUGAACGGAAAUAGUGAGCUUAUACGGCUUGUAUAAGUAUAUAUGUUUGGUAAUAUUGUAAAAUUCUUGUUGUUAAAAGAGUUAUUUUAAAUGAAAAUGAAAAUAGUUU
Diospyros lotus (date-plum) is the source of this 1373-nucleotide messenger RNA. RefSeq names its product heavy metal-associated isoprenylated plant protein 36-like. The transcript is spliced from 3 exons. The record is from RefSeq and is a predicted model, not a curated record. Gene Ontology annotation, molecular function: metal ion binding. NCBI's taxonomy places the organism in Eukaryota, Viridiplantae, Streptophyta, Magnoliopsida, Ericales, Ebenaceae. The coding region runs from base 200 to 1264 and encodes 354 amino acids.